Molecule: messenger RNA, 439 nt
Organism: Anoplophora glabripennis (Asian longhorned beetle)
Lineage: Eukaryota; Metazoa; Arthropoda; Insecta; Coleoptera; Cerambycidae
Product: midnolin-A-like
Exons: 2
Cellular component (GO): nucleus
Molecular function (GO): protein binding
Source: RefSeq, a predicted model, not a curated record
CAGUACCGUAACAUACUAUUGUUUUUUUUAUGUACUUUUAUGCAUUUAGAAAUGGUGCAUGUAACAAAGUUAGUGACAAAGGCGUUUAUACAAGCGUUAUAGUGCUUUAAAAUAGUGCAGUGCCUCUAAAAAAGACUCGGAAAAUAUGGAAAACACCUCACAGUCCUCUAGUAACCCCAUUCCUCAGGGGUGUGGCCCAAAUACCCAAAUAAAUAUACAUGUGAGCCCCACAACGGGGGGUGAUUUCUACUUGAGUGUUGAGCCGGACAUUACCGUUGAAAAUCUGAAAAAACUCGUUUCUAAAAGACUCAAAGUGCCCAGAGACAGAAUAUGUUUACUGUUCAGAGAUAAGCAAUUGCAGGAUGGAAAUUUGGUGCAACACGGGAUUUCAGAUGGGUCUAGGAUUACUCUAUUACCGAAUGUUGAGACUGGACUUAUA